AGUCUCAACCUUCCCAUUCAAUAGCCGAGUCAUUUGCUCUAUCUGUUCCUCUCAAGAAUAUAUGGCCAGAGGCAGUGGACUCUCCUUUGAUCCAGAUCACACUCUCAUCACAUUCUUUCUUCACAACCCAACUUCAACCCACCAAUCCUCUAAUCUCUCUCUACCCAAAACCCACUCCCACCGUCCACACCUGCACCUCACUCUUCAACCAAAACCUCCGUCAUCCAUGGAGGCGCCGCCACCACCACCACCUCCCACCAUUCAGUUCCCCGUCAGUCUCAGCUCCGCCUCUCACGACCACGACCACGAUCAUGAUCAUGAUCCAGCUGACAAUCCCAACGGCCAGCGCAAGGUCGUCGACGAAAUGGAUUUCUUUUCCGACAAGAAACAGGGCGGUGGAGGUGGCGGCGAUGACGCCGGAGACGCCAACGCAACGGCGCAUUUGACCGGCCUUAACUCAGUCUUGGAUUUCAAAGUAAAUACUGGUUUGCAUCUUCUCACCACUGCAAACACUGGUAGUGAUGAGUCCAUCUUGGACGACCGAAUAUCUUCAAAUUCAGAAGACAAAAGAUCAAAAACUGAGCAGAUGGCGUUUCUUCAAGCUGAAAUGGAGAGAAUGAAUACCGAGAAUCAGCGUCUGAGGGAGAUGCUGAAUCAGGUGACGAACAAUUACAACGGCCUUCAGAUGCACUUGCUCACCCUGAUGCAAAAUGGAGGGAGUGCAGAAGAAGGCAAAAGUGGGCAGGGAAAUGGACAGGUGGUGCCUAGGCAGUUUAUGGAUCUUGGGCUGGGAGCGGCAGCUGAUGACGAUGAGGUUUCGUUGUCGACAUCAUCCGAGGGGCGGACGGGCAGGCAACAGCCUCCAACGCCCGACAAGGACGUUGGAGGAGGAGAUCAGGACCAGUGUUCUGAAAACAAGGUUGCUCGGCUCGGACACUCUUCUAGGAAUGCUGAUCAAGCCACUGAGGCUACUAUGAGGAAGGCCCGUGUCUCAGUUCGUGCUCGCUCCGAGGCUCCCAUGAUCACGGAUGGAUGCCAAUGGCGCAAGUAUGGGCAGAAAAUGGCGAAGGGGAACCCGUGCCCACGGGCUUAUUACCGCUGCACCAUGGCUGCUGGUUGCCCAGUUCGGAAACAAGUCCAAAGAUGCGCCGGCGACAGAAGCAUCCUCAUAACGACCUACGAAGGCAACCACAACCACCCAUUGCCACCUGCCGCGAUGGCCAUGGCCUCAACGACAUCAUCGGCCGCAAGAAUGCUACUCUCGGGAUCAAUGCCAAGCGCCGACGGCCUAAUGAACUCCAACUUCCUAGCAAGAACACUCCUCCCUUGCUCCUCCAGCAUGGCCACAAUCUCAGCCUCAGCGCCAUUCCCCACCGUCACACUAGACCUAACACAGUCCCCCAACCCCCUACAGUUCCCAAGACCCUCAGGACAGUUCCCUCUCCCCUUCCUUAACAAUCCACCAAACAUCGGCACGCCAGCCAACCCGGCACCAGGCCUUCUGCCUCAACUCUUCGGGCAGGGAUUGUACAACCAGUCCAAGUUUUCAGGCCUCCAAAUGUCCCAAGAAAUGGAUCAAGGCAGCAAUCAACUAUCAACUACACUUCCUUCAGUCCACCAGGGCCAGUUGAGUGACACUGUCAAUGCUCUUGCUACUGAUCCAAACUUCACCGCUGCUUUAGCAGCAGCCAUCUCUUCAUUCAUCGGCGGGGGGCAGUAUCCGAACAACGCCAGCAACAACAGCAACAGCAGCAACAAUAAUGGCAGUGUUGCCACCAGCAACAAUAACAGCAAUGGCAACAAUAAACUCAGCAGCUCAGGGUUUCAAGUCAAUUGAUCAAGUAAAAACUUUGAAAACCAUUAUUUCCCUUUCUUUUUUACCAUAGUUUUUUUUGGUUUCUUGGAGGGUUUUCUUUUUUCCUCCAUAAAAAUUAAAGGCUGAAAUCAUAUGAUACAUUUGUUUUAUUUUUUUCUUUUUUAUUUGAAUAAUGUAAUAGUCAUGUUGAUGUAGACGUCAAAAAGAAUGAUAUAUGAAUUACGAAAGAAAAAUAUAGAAAAGAUGUGAUUACCUUUGUA
Messenger RNA from Sesamum indicum (sesame), 2076 nucleotides. Its product is annotated as WRKY transcription factor 6. Gene Ontology annotation, biological process: regulation of DNA-templated transcription. Gene Ontology annotation, molecular function: DNA-binding transcription factor activity; sequence-specific DNA binding. Lineage: Eukaryota; Viridiplantae; Streptophyta; Magnoliopsida; Lamiales; Pedaliaceae. The record is from RefSeq and is a predicted model, not a curated record.